Homalodisca vitripennis (glassy-winged sharpshooter) is the source of this 1208-nucleotide messenger RNA. RefSeq lists its product as uncharacterized. The record is from RefSeq and is a predicted model, not a curated record. NCBI's taxonomy places the organism in Eukaryota, Metazoa, Arthropoda, Insecta, Hemiptera, Cicadellidae. The coding region runs from base 194 to 679 and encodes 161 amino acids. The transcript has 6 exons.
CUGUGUUCAGUGUCAAUGGAACAGUUGAGUGAAAAUGUUUUGUGUGGCAAGAGACUUGUGCUAACACCACUGUUAUAUUUACAGUACAGUUAUUAUGAUGCUGUGGUAACUUCGAGUUUGGCCUAAAUGGACGACUGUAGCGUUUGGAUUACAGUUCAUAAAAAUUUUUCCGUAUACGAUUACAACUGAUGACAUGGCGCUAAUACGAUUCUGCUGUUGCUGUUUUAGCUUGAGAUCUGGGAUGUUGUUGUUGGGUUGGUCACAAGCAUUGGUAUCUCUCCUGGCUCUUAGUAGUGUGGUCAUGGCAGAUACUACAGGACCUCAUGAAAACAUAAUUACAUUGUUCGGUAGUACUUUAAGAGUUCUGUACGUAUUUCUGGGAGGCAGCGUCAUUCAAACCAUCGCUGCUGCAUUCCUGCUGUAUGGAGUUUAUAGGAGAAAGAGUCUCUACGUACUGGAGUAUGUGAAACUGGAAACUGUGAUCCACAUCGCGUCUCUUAUUGAGUUGUUCCUCGUCUUCAUUUUGGAGCAUUCCAUAAUAUCAAGUGUAGACACCUUCACCUUCGUGGGGUUUCUCGCUCUGAAUUACGGUCUAGCGGCAUACUACCUCCUGGCAGCAUACAGCUACUAUAGAAUCAUUACUGAAGAAGACGUCUACACACCGUUAAUGCAGACGUGAUCUCUGUGAAACCAUUAUCAAGAGACAUGUUGCGUUCCUUGUGAUAGGUUGAUAUUAGUAUUUCGAACUAUUACAGUGUACUGAUCUACCCCAGUUAUACGUAAUUAUAUUACAGUAGAUUUACCACAAUCAAUACCGGUAGGGAGUGUGAUAUGUGAGUGUCUUCAGAUUUGUGAGAACUUCAUUAGAGAGUUACUUUUUUGUGAUAUUUAUGAAAAAUUAUAACUUAAUUGUUUAUUUUAAUAGUAUUUUAUAAUACUGUACAUGACUACUACUUUAUCUCACAAUAAUACGCAAAGGAAUAUAUAAUUAAAUAUAAUUUAAUUUAUCCAUUAAAAUAUAUUUUUGUAUAAGAAUUGUAUAUUUAUAUUGCCUGUUCAAUGGAGAGAGCAUUUGCACUGUAUCUGAAAACAUAAAACUGACAAGAACAGCUGUGAUGCUUAGGAAUUAUUGUUGGUAAAUAUAUAAAUUUAAAUAAAUACACCACGAAAUAAAGUAUAAAAUAAAAAAAAUUACAUACGUAACAGGC